This is a messenger RNA of Saxophila tyrrhenica, 657 nucleotides long. RefSeq lists its product as uncharacterized. Lineage: Eukaryota; Fungi; Ascomycota; Dothideomycetes; Mycosphaerellales; Extremaceae. The coding region runs from base 1 to 657 and encodes 218 amino acids. Gene Ontology annotation, biological process: positive regulation of DNA-templated transcription, elongation; mRNA export from nucleus. Gene Ontology annotation, cellular component: THO complex part of transcription export complex. Gene Ontology annotation, molecular function: mRNA binding. The transcript has a single exon. The record is from RefSeq and is a predicted model, not a curated record.
AUGGCCUCCGCCGACCUCAUCACCGACCCACUCCUUCGAUCCGUCCUCACCUCCGCGGCGCAAGCACGCCAACAAAGCCUGGCCAUUCUCGAUCUCAUUGACACCUUCCACGCCUCGGAACAAGGCGAUACAGCCUCCCAAUACGAGCUAUCAAAGCAGCAGAAGCUUCUCAAUGCCCACCUCGCUCAGCUCCGAAGCCUCAAUCGCAAGGCUGUCCUCGGUGUGCGCAGCACCAAGCAAGGGACGGCCGAAGCGCGAAGUGAGAUCGACUCGCUGCACCUCCAGCUCCAAAACCUCUACUACGAGCAACGACAUCUACACGGCGAGAUCGCGGCAUGCGAGGACUACAAGCACACAUACACCGACAUCCCUAUGAUAUCGAGCGAGGAGUUUUUAGCAUUGCACCCUGAGCACGCGGAGUCUUCUGAGCACGAUGUUACGGUCGCCAGGAUCGAGGACGAGCAUUCCCAGCGCAAGGCACUAGAUGAACAGAAGCAGGCUCUGGUCAAGAGGAAAGAAGCGUUGGGCAAGGGGGUGGGUGCGAAGAAGGAUGAGCUGGCCAAGUUGGAUGCGGAGAUGGAGAAGUGGGUUGCUGGACAGGAAGCUAUCAAGAAGAUCUUUGUGGCCAGGGAUGCGAAGAUGGCAGAUGCCACUUAG